AUGAGCGCGGACGGGCAGCCCUCCUCCGAGGCGGCGCUGCUAAUCACGGUCUCCGACCCGGAGAAGCACGGAACCUCAAUCACCGCCGCGUUCGUCGACUACAAGCUCUCCACAGUGACGCAGCUCUCGCGGUACGCGGCGAAAGAGUUCUUCGUCCGGCGGCGCUAUCGCGACUUCGUGUGGCUGCGCGACCGGCUGUGCCACGCCUUCCCUGGCUGCGUCGUGCCGCCGCUCCCCACCGUGGACUCGCCGCUCAAGGACGACCGCUUCUCGCCAAACUUCAUCGAGCGGAGGCAGGCCGGGCUGCAGCUGUUCCUGAGGCGCGUGGCGGGGCACGAGCGGCUGCGGGAGUCCUCCGACCUGCAGACCUUCCUGGAGGCCAAGGUGUGGGAGCUGCAGACCGUCAAGAAUGCGACGGGCUCCUCGUGGCUCGGCGCGCUCUUCGACGGCACCCAGGAGAGCGAGCCCGGCCGCAAGCCCUCUCGCCGCCCUCUCGCCGGGCUUGACCGUCGCACCCUGGCCCGCGUGCCUGACGAGGAGGCGAUCGAGCGCGUCCGCGCCUUCGCCGCCAACUACGCGACGAUUGCCUCUGCGAGCGCGUCAAAGCAGCACGCAGCAGUGCGCACGCAGGCCGACAUGGCCUCCGACCUGCGGCAGCUCGCGCCCGCCCUCGACAUGCUCUCUCAGUCCGAGACGGAGCUGUCACUGCCUCUGACGCACAUGGCACGCCCCCUCCGCGGGGCGGCGGCGGCGCUCGAUCGAGUCAAGGAGCUGCCCCUGGCGAGAGCGGAGCACGUCUGCGGCCUCUCUGCGCUCCUCGCCUUCAACACGGGGAUGGCGACGGCGCUCAACGAGGCGCGCCGCCCCUGCCCCAUGUGCGCCAGCCUGCGCGGCCUGACGUGGGGCGACGCCUUUGACCUCGACUCCAUCGAGGCCAGUUGGCGGGCGCUGAUGGGAGGGCGGCCGGUGCGGCGGCGGUGCGUCGAGGCGUGGCUGGCAGCGGCGCGGCUCUCCGCCGCGCGGCAGCGCCGCGCCGGCGCGUGGGACUGCUACAACCCGAGGACGGGGUCGGAACUGCUCCUCAACGGCCUCCUCCUCGGCUACGCGCUGCCCAGCACAGCUGGCGCGCUGCUGCUGCUGCUGACGCAGACCGAGCUGCCGCUGCGCGGAGCGGCAGCCGCCGCCCGCGCCGAGGGCUUGAUCAACCGUCCGUUCACGGCGGCGGCGUGGGCGAAGCUGCAGCCAGGCCGCGCAUGGCCGGCAGAGCUGGAGGGGCAGUGGACGGUCGCGCGGGUGAGCCGGGAGGGGCUGGUGCUGGUGCCGAGCGAGCUCUUCUCCAUGGAUGACGGCCAGAGGGACGAGGCGCAGGAGCGGCGAGCGGACACACUUGAGUGGUGA
Emiliania huxleyi CCMP1516 is the source of this 1398-nucleotide messenger RNA. RefSeq lists its product as hypothetical. Lineage: Eukaryota; Haptophyta; Isochrysidales; Noelaerhabdaceae. The transcript has 6 exons. Gene Ontology annotation, molecular function: phosphatidylinositol binding. The record is from RefSeq and is a predicted model, not a curated record. The coding region runs from base 1 to 1398 and encodes 465 amino acids.